Cygnus atratus (black swan) is the source of this 2339-nucleotide messenger RNA. It is a transcript of the gene FBXO25, whose product is annotated as F-box protein 25. The record is from RefSeq and is a predicted model, not a curated record. The transcript has 10 exons. Bases 172 to 1248 code for a protein of 358 amino acids. Lineage: Eukaryota; Metazoa; Chordata; Aves; Anseriformes; Anatidae. Gene Ontology annotation, molecular function: protein binding. Gene Ontology annotation, biological process: protein ubiquitination. Gene Ontology annotation, cellular component: nucleus; cytoplasm; SCF ubiquitin ligase complex.
CUCUGCUGAUCUUAUUGGAAGAAAAUAUUAUUCUGAAUACUAUUCUGAAAUGCGCUCAUGAGCACCAACUGUAAAUGCUUGAAAAGACAAGAGGCCUUGAUUUCAGUCUAAAUGAGGCAUUCUAAAACACUGUGAGAAAAGUCUGUUAUGAUGCGUAUCUCCUGAGAAACCAUGCCUUUUUUGGGCCAAGACUGGAGGUCCCCUGGAUGGAGAUGGGUUAAAACAGAAGAUGGAUGGAAACGAUUUGAACCCUUCAGCCCUGCACUUGAGAACAAGAAUAAUCAGCUUAAUGACAUCAGUCACACUGUCAUUUUAACUGGUGAUGAAGAAAUAUACACUACAGAGGAUUGUGAAUUUGCAGCCAAGAAAAGGAAAAAAGACCACUGUAGGAAUAACACAGAUUCACAAUGUUUUUAUCGUGAAAAUUGGAUUUAUGUCCAUAAGGAAAGCACCAGAGAAAGACAUGGCUAUUGUACCCUGGGAGAAGCUUUUAAUCGCUUAGAUUUUUCAAGUGCAAUUCAGGACAUCAGAAGGUUCAAUUACGUGGUCAAACUCUUGCAGUUAAUUGCAAAGUCCCAGUUAACUUCACUGAGUGGUGCAGCACAGAAGAACUACUUUAACAUUUUGGACAAAAUUGUGCGGAAAGUCAUGGAAGACCAAUAUAAUCCACGAUUAAUCAAAGAUCUCCUACAGGAUUUGAGUUCUACUCUUUGUAUACUAAUUAGGGGAGUAGGAAAAUCUGUUCUGGUUGGAAACAUUAAUAUUUGGAUUUGCCGAUUAGAAACUAUUCUUUUGUGGCAACAACAACUAAAAAACCUUCAGAUGAACAAGCAAGUCAACAAUGGUCUUACGCUUAGUGAUCUCCCUUUGCAUAUGCUGAGUAACAUCUUGCACAGGUUCUCUGAUGGCUGGGACAUUAUUACCUUAGGGCAAGUGACCCCAACUCUGUACAUGCUCAGUGAAGACAGACAGCUGUGGAAAAAACUAUGCCAGUACCAUUUUGCAGAAAAACAGUUUUGUAGGCAUUUGAUUCUAUCAGAGAAAGGCCAUAUUGACUGGAAGCUGAUGUACUUUGCACUUCAGAAAUGCUACCCAAUAAAGGAGCAGUACGGAGACACCUUGCAUUUCUGUCGACAUUGUAGUAUUCUCUUCUGGAAGGAUGGAGGACACCCCUGUACAGCCAGUGAUCCAAACACCUGUCUUAUGCCAGUAUCUCCUCAGCAUUUCAUUGACCUCUUCAAAUUUUGAGAUGUUCAGUAGCUGUUCUCCUGUGUUGUGGCCAUUUUUGUGAGGAGUCAGGCAGGAUCUGUCAUGCUUCUUGUGCAAUAUAUUUAAUUGUUAUGUUUUGUUGUCAUUUAUAAAAUGGAUAUGGGGGGACCUUAUCAGACAGGUAUAUUUGGAGUGUUGGUUUUCAGCAGAAGAGAGCUGAGGAGGAGAAAAUACUUAAUCUUUGUUAGGGAAUCUGCAUUGAAUGACCAUUUUAAUUGUGAUUUUAAAUACAUUUUUGAUGCCUUAAUCAGUUAAAAUAAUCAGUUAAAACCAUGUGGAAGAGUUUUCUGAAAAUUUCUUGGAAGAGUUAAAUUAUUCUUACAGGGACCAAAGGAGUUUUUUUGCUGAUUCCUCUUUCUUUAAGUCACUGUUUUCAAAACACUUCCAUAUAACUUACACCAUUAUAAAGAAUAGGCCAAUAAUUCUCUUGGACUUGUAUCAGUUACCAUCAAGGCAUUAAUUGUUGUGAGUUAGUGAAUAAAAUAUAGCUGUAGUUAUAUAUCUGAACCUAUAAAUAAAGGAAAUAACCAAUUUUUUGUAUGUACAUUAUGCAAAAAUUCUUAUUUUUCUUAAGAGGACUUUAUUAAAUAUAUAACCGAUCUCAGCACACUCUAACUCAGAGACAUCUGGGGCUACUGGAAAGUGACUUUUGUAGCUGCAGCUUUUACUUACAAUGCAAAUGCAACUGCAUUAAUUCAUCUUCUAAGAAGAAGACAUUACCAAAACUUAAUGAGAAUGGAGUUGCUUGUUUCUAGACUGUGUCAGGACAAUGCAAACUGAGGUUCCAACCUGACAAGCUAUGGAAAAUCCUGGAAGGUAGUCUGAGGUGAAGCACCUUCUGCUAGGUUAAUCAGGUAACAAAUUCUCUGGGAAGUUAUCUUACUCUAUUCUAUAAAGCAAAAGUAAUUGCUGAGCUGCAAUUUUUCCUUUACCUGUCUGAGAAGUGUUGGUAUUGUUGAUGAAAUUUAACCAAUAAUGUGUGAUGUACAGAAAAAUAAAACUUACUAUAUUCUGCGCUUGCUUAUUCUGAAUCUAGUUUUGCACAGUGUAAUAAAUCAUGGUUUUUAUUA